Molecule: messenger RNA, 1632 nt
Organism: Rhipicephalus microplus (southern cattle tick)
Lineage: Eukaryota; Metazoa; Arthropoda; Arachnida; Ixodida; Ixodidae
Product: transmembrane protein 229B
Source: RefSeq, a predicted model, not a curated record
UUUCCCGCUCGCUCGCUACUGCUGCACAGCUGGCUCGGCGAUUCGGUUCCCUGAAAAGUGCGAACGCCGCUUACGGCCAAUGCUACAAGGAUUGUGCUGACCGUCACACAACAAUGGCCGCUACCAGCGACGGGCAGACGCGGCGGUUGUCGGUUGCUUGGCGUCUGUACCUGUACGCCCUGCAUGGCUACCUCAUCGAGGUCACCUUCACUGCAGUCUGGGACCUGGUGGUGUCCGGAAGCCUCGAGUUGCGUGGUUUCAGCAGUGUCUGGAGCCUCGGCAUCUACUCCAUCUCCUGCAUGGCCAUGGAGAAGAUCAACGGAUUGCUGCAAAGGCGGGGCCUUGCGGCCAGAGCGUUGGCUCACACUUGCUGGAUCUACGUGUGGGAAUUCACCACGGGCUCCUUUCUCAAGGCUUUGGGAUCGUGUCCCUGGGACUACCGGCACUUCCGGUACAAUUUUUGUGGUUUGGUGACGCUAGAAUACGCGCCACUUUGGUUCCUGUGUGGCUUGCUCUUCGAACUACUACUUGUGCCCAACGUCCAGAGGCUGGUGUGGGCGUGCGAACAGUCCGCGGUGGAUGUCGCGCCUGUACGCUCCCCGAGGAACGGAUACAUCACGUGGAAGAAAGAAUAGUCAUUCGAUCUGUACCUAUAGUCUGAUGCGAUGCCAGCUGUUAUUGCAGUGACCAACCAUACCAAUGCUGGUGCAGUGUUGAAAGUGAUGUAAUUGUAUUUCCGACACGUUCAUAUAGAAAACCACAUCUAUUAUGUCGCGGUUUGACAAAGCCUAGGCUCCAACGUUUCUACACAUGCGUCUUAGUUCUAUAUUUCUUGAAAGUGACAUAUUUGCAGACAAGCUAAUACAUUAUUAAGCUUUAACACGUUCUAAUGAACUGGCCUACAGGCGUCUACGCAACCGAGAGGGGUGAUCACAGCAAACGUCGUGACUUAGGACAUCGGGUGAGGAGCGCCUGAUGCGCUCAGUUUGUCGGCGUAUGCUCUCGUCGUAGCCCGUCACGGUGUCUCCUGUCCUUACCCAUUCAGGUAUCGCAAGUACGGCACGUGCCCCUCCUCCUCGGUAAUGCUUGCGAGAGACACCUGUGCAUCUCGGAGUAUAGCAAAUAAGACUGUGCGUUGGCUCAGAAAAAGAUAAGCUUUAAUAAAAAAUAAAGGAGUUUGGAGCCCGCAACUCCGGGGCCCGUUGUGCUCAAACGUUCGUUUCAAUGUGGUCCACGACACUGGCAGCUCCGUCGGCUAACAUAGUCUGCUCAACACCUCAACGCAGCGGGUUGUUUCGACUCUUCCAGGUCUUUAGGCGGCCCCCAGGGAGGAUCUGCCCUCUCCUCUCAUUUUAUCACACAUCCUUCUCCUACUCACGUCGACUGCACUCUUCCCCUAAGUAAAAACAUCGCGAAGUAAACACGAACGAGAAUUCACCCGGGAACAGUGCCGGUCCUUUGUAAAUUGUUGUCCGUGUUUACUUCGCGUCGUUUUUUUUUUUUAGGAUACCAGUCAAACGGCUCGUACUAACUGUCUCUUGAUUUGCCCUGAACCUUGUGCUUCUGCUAUCCACGUCGUUUAUCGCUGCCCGAAAGAUCAUUGGCUCAAUAAUAAAAGCUAUUUCUGCUAUG